Brugia malayi is the source of this 627-nucleotide messenger RNA. RefSeq lists its product as uncharacterized. The record is from RefSeq and is a predicted model, not a curated record. The coding region runs from base 1 to 627 and encodes 208 amino acids. The transcript is spliced from 6 exons. Lineage: Eukaryota; Metazoa; Nematoda; Chromadorea; Rhabditida; Onchocercidae.
AUGGCUUCAGAAGUGGAUGCUUCAUCAUUGGCAAGCAUCAUUGAAUUAAAUGAUGCGCUUGUAGAUUCGGAAUGGUUCUGUCCAGGUGAAAUUCAUUCAAUAAUACCAACCGGAAAUAAAUGGAGUAAACGGAAAAGGAAAAUAGAAGCAAAUAAAUUUCAUGAUAAUACACAUUCAAAUUGUUUAUUUUAUAUGCGUUGUUAUUCUAAACCGGAUCAUAUGCAAAGUGAUCCUGAUUUCCUGAAACGUAAAUAUGGAGCAAAUUUAAUUGGUUGGUUAGAUGAUGUCGCAGCUGAAUUAAGUCAACCAUCAUCAAAAAUUAUCAACGAACUAAUGCGUGAUUUCACUUCACUUAAAGAGGCUGAUCCAUUAUCAAAUUGGACCGAACAGAGUAGCGAAUUUUAUUGUCGAAUGCUUGAAAGGAUAAAUAAUUUUGCUUCUUCAAUGGCUGAAAUGGUUAAAUAUUCAUUUAUUAUUGAACCUGGCACAAUAACACCUCAUUUAUCGGAAUAUGUGGCGGAAUUUCAACAAUUAAAAACAUUUUUUGAGCGUAAUCCGUUAAUAUCGGAAGAAGCAAAGCAAAAUGCUUUUAAUCGAAAUCUUGAUAAAGCAAGAAAUAAAUGUUAG